Molecule: messenger RNA, 2157 nt
Organism: Salvia miltiorrhiza (redroot sage)
Lineage: Eukaryota; Viridiplantae; Streptophyta; Magnoliopsida; Lamiales; Lamiaceae
Exons: 12
Coding region: 149-1618 (489 amino acids)
Cellular component (GO): plastid
Source: RefSeq, a predicted model, not a curated record
AACCAACCACAGCAGCUACAAGUUGAGAUUUCUUCAUUUCCGCAAAUAGGAGUAAUUAAUUUCAUAAAUACUUUAUAACCAAACAAACCCCUUUCAGUUUAAACAGGACGCGGCAUCUCAGUUUCUCACAUCCUCAAGCAAAACAGCUAUGAGCACGCAGAGACAGAGUGUGAAUUUGGCAGUGAUCAUCAAGAAUCCACUACACAACGCCCAAUUCCUGCUCACCAAGCAAACCCUACCUCCCAAAUUCAACGACACUGAGUAUGAUUCCUAUCAAGAUUCUGAUCUUUGGGACUUGCCCUCUGCACAAUUAUCACUUCUUGAUCGCUCGUUGACUCCUAGUCAAGCUCAAUUUCAAGUUGAGGACAAUUCUCUGGCCGAAUUGUUGCAUCAGUUUGAUGUCGGCUCCGCUACUGAUCUGGUUCUCAGACGAGUGGGAUAUGAGAAGACCACGAACAUAAAGUGGAACCUCUUGAAGGUAAUAGAGGAGCCUGAAUUUGGACCAGGGGUUCCAGUUAUGACUUUGUAUAUUGUCGGAGAAUUGGAAGUUCAUGAUUGGAAGUUACAAGAUUGCUACAAGUGGAUGAGCACGCAAAGUUGUGCAGAUUUGCUUCUGGAAGUGAAACCUCAGAAUGAACGUAUAGGGCCAUUAGUUGUUUCUGGUCUUCUGAAUGAUUCACUUCAAAGUACAAACUUGCAUAUUCCUUCCACCUUGAGAUGUCAGGAAUACCCUCCUGGUGUUAAUCUUGUGCCGAUGAAAAGCAGAACAGCAAAGCCUUUCCACACUACAAACUUGAUUAUCUUUGUGCCUGGUACAAGUGAUAAUGACUUCGGUGGUGAUAAUUUUCUCGCAAGAGGAGAUGCUCUCAUUGUAGAUCCUGGAUGCAGCUCCGGUAUGCACAAAGAGCUGGAACAAAUUGUUGCUGCACUUCCGCGGAAGUUGAUCGUGUUUAUCACCCACCAUCAUCAUGAUCAUGUCGAUGGUCUCUCAGUUGUCCAGAAGUCUAAUCCUGAUGCCACUCUCUUGGCCCAUGAGAACACAGCUAGACGAAUUGGGAAAGGUGAUUGGUCUCUGGGAAAUAUUCCAGUAAUGGGAUCUGAAGAAAUCUCUAUUGGUGGCCAACGCUUGAGAUUCAUAUCAGCUCCGGGGCAUACAGAUGGCCAUGUUGCAUUACUUCAUGUUGCUACUAACUCAUUGAUAGUGGGGGAUCAUUGUGUAGGCCAAGGAAGUGCACUCUUGGAUAUUACGGCUGGUGGGAAUAUGAGUGAAUACUUUGACACAACAUACAAGUUUAUGGAGUUGUCCCCGCAUGUAUUAAUACCAAUGCACGGUAGAGUUAACAUGUGGCCGAAGCACAUGCUCUGUGGGUAUCUCAAAAACCGCAGACAGAGAGAAUCUACCAUCUUGAAGGCUAUUGAAGAUGGAGCAAAAACAUUGUUUGACAUUGUAAAACAUACAUAUGCUGAUGUUGAUCGCAGUCUAUGGAUCCAUGCUGCAUCAAAUGUGAGACUCCAUGUUGAUCAUCUAGCCCUGCAGAAUAAAUUGCCUCAGGACUUCUCUCUAGAUUAUUACAGAGGCAGUAUAGCUGAAUUUGCAGCAAGUAUGGGUAAAAUAUGAGCACGACGAAAGCUACUACUCCUUUAAGACCUUGCCAACUUUGUAUCAUCUUAGGUAGGGCAGCUUCAUUACAAAUAACCAAGAUGAAUAUUGCUUACUGGGUUUGAGUUUUCUCUCCCCAACCCCCUCCCCGAAACACCCCCGUUUCUGUGUGUUUGGGUGUUCAUGUAUGUGUGCGUUUGACAAGAAGCUCUUCUGGUUUGCCAUGUCAGGAAUUCUCAAUGCAGAGAUUUCAAUCGUCUUGCAAGCUGAAUUUCUUUUCGCGUUGGAUGUGGGACUAUCUUAUAUGCAGCGCGCUUUCCAUUAAGCAUCAUCAUCUACAGAUAGUUAAAGUUGCAGGAGCAGGCGCAGCAGCUUCUGCUGCUCUUCUUUACCUCCGUUCAAGAGAUACUUAGUUCCAACAAAAACGAGUCGCCUAAUCCGCAAGGAAAAAACAAAGCAAAAAAGAUUUGGAACAUUUGCCAACUAUUAUCUGUUGUAAAAGAUUCAGUUAGUAUCAUGCUCAUAUCAAUAGAAGGAUCUUGAUUUAUUUGUUUCUA